Purpureocillium lilacinum is the source of this 240-nucleotide messenger RNA. The record is from RefSeq and is a predicted model, not a curated record. Lineage: Eukaryota; Fungi; Ascomycota; Sordariomycetes; Hypocreales; Ophiocordycipitaceae.
AUGCGCGCCCAUCCCCGGGCAGGGCAUCACAUGAUGAUGGACGAGUGGACGGAGGGGCUCGAAAGGGAGCAUCCGACACGCGCGCUCAGUCACUCGCGCGCUCCUUCACUUCACUGCAUUAACCAAGUCAUUCCCCUCUGCGAUCGACGUCCUGUCCUGUCCCUCGGCCACCACCACCAGCACCACCUCUUCUUGUGUUCGCUCGUGCGCGGCUAUCGGUGCAUGUAUGUACGUCCGUAG